Messenger RNA from Tricharina praecox, 867 nucleotides. RefSeq lists its product as uncharacterized. The record is from RefSeq and is a predicted model, not a curated record. The transcript has a single exon. The annotation marks the transcript as partial. Lineage: Eukaryota; Fungi; Ascomycota; Pezizomycetes; Pezizales; Pyronemataceae.
CUCAAGCUGAACACCGGCGGCCCGAUCGCCGCCCUGCAGAACCGCACGGUCCUGCUCGUCGGCGACAGCGUAGACCGCUUCCUGGUCGACGACAUGUGCCACCUGCUCGAGGGCAAGCUUACUAUCUACCCAGUGAGCACCUACGCCUCUUCUGCGCCGGACCACCCCACCGGCGCCGGCGGCCUCCCACGUACCUGCCAGAUCUCCGGCCCCUCGGGCCUGCAAAAUCUCACUCUAGCAAGCUACUUCUUCUACGGCUACGACUCGUUGGAUCUGUGGCGCGACAAGACCGCCACCUGGACCUCUCCCGCCAACUUCGCGCCCCGCUGGACCGUCUUCUCGCGCGCAUACAGCACACUCUUCCACCCCGGCUCCCUCGCGGGCACGCGGCCGGACCUAGUAAUCGCCAACGUGGGCCUAUGGGAGCUGGCGCGUUUCGACCGGCUACACGAGCGCGCGCACGCCGGCAGCGACGCGCCGGUAGCGCUCGACGACGGGUUCGUGGACGCGUUCGUCGAGGGGACGGUGGACUUUCUGGCGCGGCUGCGGGCGCUGGUGGGGCCGCAGCCGCAGAUACGCUGGCGGCAGAUGCAUACCCUGUGGAGUGCCGAGGGGAGCUAUUUCACCGAGGCCGGGAAAAAGCAGGAUAGGCAGAGGUUUAGUCCUGUUAAGGUCGCGGUGUUGAAUGUGGCUGCGAGGGAGGCGGUCAAUAGGGCGGGGAAGGUGGGUUGGUGGCCGGUGGGGGAAAUGGUCUCGCCGUGGCCGGCGGCUUGGUGGCUUAGGGACUCGAUUCAUCAGAGUGGGACGGUGGGCGCGGUUGUCUGGGGCGGGGGCGUGCUCGAGUAUUUGGCCAGGACACCGAGGUAA